GAAAGGCGUGUACAACUGCGCGUGGUAAGUACAUUCACGGCCGCUGGCCAGUAGCAAUUCUCAGAGUAACAGUAGCUGCAGAGGAAGAAGAAGCGGAACGAGUUCUAAGGCAGAAUAAUCAACCUUGUGGUUUGUAAUUAUACGGCAGCUUAAUGUCAAUGAAGCUCCUACGAACAGCGUGGCAAUCACCAAAUCUUCGACCGUUGUGUCACGGGCGGCUACGAUCAGCGGGUCCUUCCGAAAACGUGGCAAGAUUCGUACGACUCCUGUCGGCUAGCACAAGUAUGAGAAGUAAUGUCCUCUUCAGACAGCUAUUUGACGAGAAGAGCUGGACCUACACCUACCUACUGGCUGACCUGGACACGAAGGAAGCGCUCUUGAUCGACCCAGUAUUGGAGCAGGUGGAGAGAGAUGCCAAGCUCAUCAAGGAACUCGAACUUCGCCUUAUUUAUGCAGUGAACACUCACGCGCACGCUGACCACAUCACUGGUUCCGGGAAGCUGAAGGGGCUGUUCAAAAGUUGUCGCAGCGUCAUUGCAACCGCAUCAAGGGCACGGGCAGAUGAGCACCUCAAUCCAGGAGACGCGAUCGGAGUUGGAAGCAUUAAGCUGGAAGCCAGGGCCACACCUGGUCACACAAACGGUUGCAUGACGUACGUGUGGCAUGAUCAAAGGAAAGCCUUCACUGGUGACGCAUUGCUUAUUCGCGGCUGUGGACGAACGGAUUUUCAGGAAGGGAGCCCAGAGCGUCUCUUCGAUUCGGUGCAUUCCCAGAUACUCAGUCUGCCAGGCGACUACAAUUUGUAUCCUGCUCAUGACUACAAAGGUAUGACCGUUACUACAGUGGCCGAAGAGCUCAAACACAAUCCUCGGCUUACGAAAACCAAGGCUGAGUUUGUGGAAAUAAUGAAAAACCUCAACCUGAGCUAUCCCAAGAUGAUAGACAAAGCAGUUCCAGCCAACCUGAUAUGCGGACUGGAUUACGCUUCCUCCAGUAAGUGAGCCUACGUGGCUCUAUUCUAAGGAACAUCCUCAGUAGUGGACUCCGCUAAGAAGCUACAAGUCAGGUGAAAUUCAGCACGCAAGUACCUCCCCGAA
Molecule: messenger RNA, 1097 nt
Organism: Dermacentor albipictus
Lineage: Eukaryota; Metazoa; Arthropoda; Arachnida; Ixodida; Ixodidae
Product: persulfide dioxygenase ETHE1, mitochondrial-like
Biological process (GO): glutathione metabolic process; hydrogen sulfide metabolic process
Cellular component (GO): mitochondrion
Molecular function (GO): sulfur dioxygenase activity
Source: RefSeq, a predicted model, not a curated record